GAUCCAAACCGCGAGGUACGAAUGCAGCUGCGGCCGAAAAUGGUUUGUUUAUAUUUUUUAGUAACAUGGGAAGCAUUGUAUUCAGAUGGCAACUUUGUCACAGAAUACGUUCAACUGUGCGUUUGAGAGUGGUUUCUGCGGCUGGACGCAACCCACGGAUGACGAUGGCAACUUUGAUCGAAAGCAGGGACCCACGCACACAGCCAAUACCGGACCAGCCUUUGACCACACCACAGGGACCGGCUAUUACGCCUUCAUGGAGGCCACCGGGAAGAGUUGGAGCGACAAGCUUCGACUCGUCAGUCAGGACGUGACCAUCACACCAACCACCGGGGUGAAAUGCGUCCGAUUCUGGUACCACAUGUUUGGCACCUUCAUAGGUUCGCUCCGCGUGUACCAGUCCAGCGACGGCGCGGCCGGUAACCUAGGCUCGGCCAUCUUCCAGCAGUCCGGCAGCAAGGGGGACCAGUGGCUGGAAGCGGCGCUAGACGUGACAUCGCCUACCACCCCCUUCAAGAUGGUCCUGGAGGUGCAGCGGGGCUUGCUGGACACCAGCGACAUCGCUCUGGAUGACGUGGAACUCUUGGACGGUUACUGCCCGCAAGUGGUGAUAACGCCCACCCCUGGCACCAUUCCCUCGCAGCGGGAGUGCGACUUUGAGGACCCCACCAUCUGCGGUUUCAUCCAAGACCAAUCCGACAACUUCAACUGGAAAAGGACAAAAGGGCCGGCCUCGUCCGGCAAUACGGGGCCUAAGAUUGACCACACCACUAACACGGCCGCAGGCUACUACAUGUACAUCGACUCCCAAAACCGCCAAGUCAACGACGUGGCCCGCCUAGCCACUCCUUCUUUCCCCGCCACAAACGGCGAGUGCCUGGAGAUGUACUUCUACAUGUACGGCGCCAACGUGGGCACGCUCAACAUCUACAUCGUGGAGCAAGGCGGCGACGUCACCAAGCAGAUCCCUGAUUGGACGCGGAGUGGUAACCAGGACGACAAGUGGUUGAUCGCGCGCAUGUCGGCCUCCACGUCGCUGGAUUACCAGGUGGUGUUUGAGGCCACCGUGGGCGGGACCUCCUUGGCCGUUAUCGCGAUCGACGAUCUGCGCGUUGUGACCGGAGCCUGCCAGACUCACGGGGAUUGCAGCUUUGAAAACAACGACUUGUGCGGUUGGUUCCAGGAUUCCAUCGACCAACUCGAUUGGCUGGUAAAAACUGGAGCCUCUGGAAGUGGACCUGACAAAGACCACACGACCCGCAAUAACACCGGCUGGUACAUCUACCUAGACGCAGCCAACGCCCAGGCUAAUAAUGAGGCCUACUUGACCAGGUACCAGAGCGGAGUGGCAGAUCCCUCCACCCUCCGCUGCCUGACGUUCUGGUACUACAUGAAGGGAUCCAACGCGGGCGAACUGGCCGUCAAACGGGAGCAGGGCCCCACCACCGACACGGUCUGGAAGCUGUCGGGCAACCAGGGCUCCACUUGGAACUUCGGACAGAUCGCCAUCCAGCAAGCUUCCUUCUAUUACUUAAUAAUCGCCGGUAAAGUCACCUCUACUCUGAACGUGGACAACGACAUUGCCGUCGACGACGUCAUCCUCACUGACAACUACUGCCAAACUAUACCCGCUGGGGCUGGGGUCGGACCGCCAAUCACCCUGCAACCACCCACGACCGGCCCACCGGUAGUCAUACCCGCGGGACCGGCUAACUGCGAUUUUGAGACGGCAGGUACAGCCUGCAGUUACAGCCAGGAUCAAAACGACGACUUCAACUGGAAAUUCAUCCAGGGGCCCGCCUCGACGUCUGGCACCACGGGACCCAAGUACGACCACACCAAGAAAGAUGCAACUGGCUACUACGCCCUCGCGGACGCCACGGGUAACACAAACAAGAAAGCCCGCCUGAUCAGCGGAGACCUCGCCAACCCGGCCGGGUCCGACAACUGCCUGACCUUCUGGUACUACAUGUACGGCCAAACGGUCGGGUUCCUGAACGUCUACCUACAGCAGGGCAGCAGUCUGGGCAAGGCCUAUUGGGUGCGGACGGCCUCGCAGGGCGAGCACUGGAUCUUGGCGACGAUCGAGGUUGCCAAACUCACCCAGUCGUACAAGGUGGUUUUUGAAGCUGAGAUUGGAAAGACACAAAGCAGCGAUAUUGCCAUCGAUGAUAUAAUGGUGGACGGAAAGUCAUGCCCCAUCCCCACAAAAACGCCGGGCUCCUCCCCGCUAUCCUGCGACUUUGAGCAGGGCUUCGUACCCUGUGGCUGGGCGCAGGAAGAUUCCACCUCGGGCAACGACAACUUCGACUGGGGACUGGGCUCAGGCGACACUGUGACCUUUGGUACCGGACCGGCCACGGAUCACACUCUGGGAACUGGAAGCGGCCAGUACCUGUACAUCAACGCCGAUCCCCAGAAGGACGGAGACAAAGCCUGGAUCAUGACAGGGACCUUCCUGGCGGCGCAGGGCCACUGCGUGGAGUUCUACUACCACAUGAGGGGCCAGCACAUCGGCAGUUUCAAUGUCUUCAUCAAGGAGAACGACAAGUAUUCCCACAACUACUUCAGCAUUAACGGCAAUCUCGGCGACAUUUGGAACAUUGGCCGGUUCCCCUUCGUUACGUUCAAUGACUACCAGAUCGUAUUUGAGGCCACUGUGGGUAAUGGGGACCAGGGAGACAUUGCCAUCGACGACGUGCAGAUCUUCUCCGGGACUUGUCCACCAGUCGACAGCUGCAAUUUUGACGACGCCAGCGGUUGCACCUGGGUGAAUGACUUGACGUCGGACGAAUUUGAUUGGAUCGACGGUGCCGGGGGCACGCCCAGUUCCAACACGGGACCAUCAGUUGACCACACCUAUGGAACAUCAACAGGUGUCUACAAGUACAUCGAAGCAUCUUAUCCGAGGAAGCAAGGGGAGCGAGCCAUCUGGAAGUCCCAGGCCCUACCCCCGACCUCUCCCACGGGCCGCUGCCUGACCUUCUGGUACCACAUGUACGGCAACAACAUCGGCAAGCUGCAGGUCCUCACCGAGAACCCAGCCGACGGCCUGACCACCCUCUUCUGGGAGCUGGACACCGCCUUUGGCGACGUUUGGUUGGAGGGUCAGUUGCCCGUCUCCAACCCUAACGCGUAUAAGAUGCAAUUUAGGGGCAUUAUUGGAGGAAGUUACGACGGCGAUAUCGCGCUGGAUGACAUCGAGUUCAAAGAAACCCUGUGUGGAGUUCAACCCAGCGCCGCUGAUCAGGGGGCGACUUUGCCAACUCACCCACCUCCGCCAACGACCGUCUGGCCCACGAGUUACGAUUGCGACUUUGAACAAGAUCUGUGCCAAUACACCGACGCAACCGACGAUGAUUUUGAUUGGACGAGAGACAACGGCGGCACGUCUUCCUCAAGCACAGGCCCUUCAGUGGAUCACACCCUGGGAACCAGCGCUGGUUAUUACGUCUACAUCGAGGUGUCGGGAAAACCGUCCGGCUACAAAGCCCGACUGGAGAGCCCGGCCAUUACGGCCUCGCAGGCCACCUACAAAUGCGUGACGUUCUGGUUCCACAUGUACGGCGACCACGUGAACCAGCUGAACGUCUACGUCAAGGACUCGACCGGCAGCUCGCUGGAGUGGACGCGCACGGGUACCAGGGACGACAACUGGUACCUGGGCGACAUCAUGGGUAUACCGUCCAUGCCCAUUCAGAUUGUCUUUGAAGGCAUCGUCGGCAGCAGCUUCAGAGGGGACAUAGCUCUGGAUGACAUCACGGUUACCAACGGAUUGUGCCCAGUGCGGGACCUGUGUGAGUUUGAGGACGCCCACUUUUGCCAGUACACGCAGGAAACAGUGAACGACGAUUUUGAUUGGCUGCAGCGGAGCGGCCCGACCCCGACCGGGAAUACCGGGCCAACAACCGACCACUCGUAUCAGACCAGCGCCGGCAAGUACAUGUUCGCAGAAGGCCAGGGCAACAUCGGUAAGAAGGCCUGGUUUAUCUCCCCGGAGUACCAGAUCACGCCCGGUAUCAACACCCACUGUUUCUACUUCGAUUAUCACAUGUACGGAGACCAGAUGGGAACGCUGAACAUCAGGUCCAAGACCUUCAACACCGACACACUCCGCUGGACCCAGACGGGCGACACGGGCAACCAGUGGUAUAAGGAAUACUUCGAAGUCACCGAAGUCUUGGCCUUCAGGCUCAUAUUUGAGGCUGUCAUCGGCUCAGGACCCCGCAGUGAUAUCGCCAUCGACGACGUCUACCACACUACCGGGAGCUGUCCAAUAAAUACAUUCUGUGAUUUUGAGUCCGGCCAGUGCGAUUGGACCAACGACCUGAACGACAAUUUUGAUUGGGUGAUCCUGCAGGGGUCAACGGACUCCUCUUUCACGGGGCCCUCCGUUGACCACACCCUCGGCACAAAUAACGGGUACUACAUGUACAUCGAAACCUCGAGUCCGCGGAGAGACGGGGAGGUGGCGCGCUUGCGCAGUGCCAUUCAGCAGGCCAAUGCCACCGCCACCUCCAGCUGCUUCGACUUCUGGUACCACAUGUACGGCAGCGACAUCGGCGUGCUGAAAAUCUCCUACGCCACAAAGGUUGGCACGUCGGCCGAGACCACCGAGAUGAAAUGGGCUCUCUUCGGCCAGCAGAGUGCGGACGGCACAGACUGGCUGCACGGCCACUUCACUGUGCCGGAGACGGAGAAAUACCAGAUUUUGAUCGAAGGCGUGGUGGGCGGCAGCUACCAAGGCGACAUUGCCAUCGACGAUUUGAUGUUUGCGAACGACGCCUGCUCAGUCAUGCCAAGCACAGCGGACCCAGCACUGUACAUCGGCAACGUCUCCUGCGAUUUUGAAACCCCGCUCUGCUCUUGGAAUGACGACCUCUCGGCCGAUUUCACGUGGACGAGACAAGUCGGAGGAACGCCAUCGUCUGGCACGGGGCCAAACGGCGAUCACACCACCGGAAUUGGGCAUUACGUCUUCAUUGAAAGUUCGUCCCCUAGACAGCCAGGCGACAGGGCCCGCUUGAUUUCCGGCGAGGUCACGCCCCCUAGCCCAGCUCAGCCGGUCUGCCUGGAGUUCUACUAUCACAUGUUCGGCACGGGCGUCGGUACCUUGAACCUGUUCACCAGGGUCGGCACCACGGACACAGCUCGGUUUAGCCGGUCCGGUACCCAGAGCGGGAACCAGUGGCACCGAGCGACAAUCUCCAUGACGUUGUCAACGAAAUACACCCUCGUGUUUGAAGGCAUUCGUGGGAGUUCCUUCUCCAGCGACAUCGCCAUAGACGACAUACUCUACACGGAGAGCGACUGCCCACCGAGACGGACUUGCACUGUGGAGUUGGACUCCUGCGGACUCACGCAGGACAGCACCGACGAUUUUGAUUGGUCGAGAGUUCAGGCCUCGGUGCUGGCUGCAUCGUCUGGUCCCCACGUGGACAAAUCAACAGGAACGGCAAACGGUUAUGUGAUGUACCUGGACCCUACUCAGGGUACCGUCAACCAGCGUGCCGUCAUGUCCACCGGGCAAUUCGACCCCAACCCCUUCGGCGAGUGCGGCACCUUCUGGUACCACAUGCACGGCCAGAACGCCGGUACCCUGACCAUCCGGGAGGACGCGUACAACACCGUCUUGUUCACCAGGACCGGGAACCAGGGAAAUAUGUGGCGCUUUGGCGCCGCUUCCGUCAACGCCACGACCACCAAGUACCGGCUCAUGAUUGAAGGCACGCACGGAGCAGGGAGCACGGAUCAUAUCGCUCUGGAUGACUUCGAUAUCCGUGCGGGCCCUUGCGACCCACAAGGUUAUUGCGACUUUGAGCGCAACAUGUGCGGCUGGACCAACGAGCUGCAGAAGGACGACUUUGACUGGGUUCGAACCAGGGGCCAGGACGCCACGCAUUAUCUAUCGCCCUCGCAGGACCACACCACGUUGACUGCUCAAGGAUACUACAUGUUGAUUGAGGGCACGCAGCUUCCCAGCGGAAAGAAGGCAUGGCUUGUCAGCGAGCACCUCCCCAAGUCUGACCCCGCCUGUCUGACGUUCUGGCUGUACAUGCACGGAUCCGGCGUCGGCACCAUCAACAUCUACGUGAUGGACCCAACCUCCUCGACCAAACAGAACAAGUUCACGUCCACGGGGGAGCGCGGCAACUUCUGGCACGAGAUCCAGGUGGACGCGGCCAGCAGCAUCGAGCACCAGAUCGUCGUCGAGGUCAUUGAGGGCACCAACAACAACGCCACCGUGGCCAUUGACGACGUGACCUUUGACCAGGUCACUUGCAGAGGUACUACCUUCGGCUGCGACUUUGAAGCGGGCAUGUGCGGCUACACUCAGCCGCAGUUUGACGACUUCGAUUGGACGAGAGACACCCAGACUCCCUCCACGGAUACAGGGCCGAGCUCCGAUCACACCAUCGGGUCAGGUGCUGGCUACUUUGUCUAUUUGGAGGCCUCGUGGCCGCGCCAGGCCGGCGAAAAGGCCUACCUGGUCAGCCCCAGCGUCCAAUUCGACAACUCCAAGUGGUGCGUGGACUUCUGGUACCACAUGUACGGUGACGACAUCGACACGCUCAACGUGUACGCCAACGCCAGCAAGGGGCUGGGCACCCCGAUCCUGAAGCGGACGGGGACCAGGGACGACAGCUGGUACCGGGCCCAGGCGGAGCUGGCGCAGCCCACCGAGGAUUUCCAGUACGUGUUUGAAGGCGUCGUAGGCAGCAGCUACGAAGGUGACAUCGCCCUGGACGACAUCAGCGUCUACAAGGGAGAUUGUGAAGCCACCCACUACUGCGAGUUCCAGGACGCUAAUAUCUGCGGCUACACCCAAGACAUAACGGACGAUUUUGAUUGGACUUGGUACAAAGGAUCGACCCCUUCGUUCUACACUGGGCCGACAACCGACUACUCCUAUGGAAGCCCUGAAGGUUACUACAUGUACAUCGAGUGCAGCCCUCCCAGGCCCAACGACAUCGCAAGGCUGAUCAGCCCGCCGUUUGUUCCCGACCAAAGCACAAAAGACGCCUGCUGGUACUUCUACUAUCACAUGUACGGUGCCGACAUGGGCACUCUCAAAGUCUUGCUGCGUGACGUCAAUCUCCAGGAAACGGCCAUCUUCACAGCGUCCGGGGAUAACUACGGCGACCAGUGGCUUCAAGGGAUGGCAACGGUCUCCAGCCAAACUGUCUACGAGAUCAUAUUCGAGGCCACCGCCGGUUCCAGCUACCAGAGCGACAUCGCCAUCGACCACGUCAGCUACAAGCCCGGCAUCUGCCCAGAGAAGGGCACCUGCGACUUUGAAGACAACACCUGCACCUGGCGCAACGGCCAGGACGACGUCUUUGAUUGGGUGCGCCUCGGCAAGAGGACCGGGAGCUUCUACACGGGACCGGACGUCGAUCACACCUGCGGGUCGUCGUGCGCCCCUAACAAAGGUUUCUUCCUGUACAUUGAGACUAGUUCUCCCCGCGUCGCCGGCGACUAUGCCUACCUGGAGAGUGAGGUCUUCCCCAUGUCACCAGCGACCGGAUCCUGCAUGUCCUUCUGGUACCACAUGUUCGGCGCGGACAUCGGCGAGAUGCUGAUCUUCGGCCGCGGCUCUGGGGCAAACUCCCUGCUGGAAGACUCGCUCUGGUACCUGCAGAAAGAGCAGAGCAUCAACGAGACGGACUGGAAGUUUGGCCAGAUCGGAGUGUACUUCAACUACCCCUACCAGAUCGUGUUUGAAGGCGUCGUGGGGACAAGUUACCGUGGCGACAUCGCCAUCGACGACAUCACUUUCACGCACAACGGAUUCUGUCUAUUCCAGCCGCAGACCGCCGACCCAGCCAACCUGGCUCGUAACAUCUCCUGUGACUUUGAGCAGAACACCUGCCGAUGGGUGCAGGACAAGACGGACGACCUGACCUGGGUACGCCACACGGGACCCACGUUCGGAUGGGACACGGGGCCCUCCGCGGACCACACCACGGGACAAGGAUAUUUUCUGUACAUGGACCCAUUAAGCGGCAGCUUCACCUCGGGCCAAAUUGGCCGCAUUUCGUCCCGCUCCAUCAACCCGACCCAGCUGACCGGCAGCUGCCUGACCUGGUGGUACCACAUGGCCGGCCGGGACAUGGGCUCCAUGAACAUGUACCUCAAUGACGUGACCGCGCAGACCUCCAUCAAGCUCUGGUCCCGGACUGGCGACCAGUCCGGCGACUGGCUCAUGUUCCAGAGGACCAUCAAGAGCCCAACUAAGUUCACGAUCACAUUUGAAGGAGUCCUAGGAUCGUUCUGGGCGAGCGACAUGGCCAUCGACGACAUCUCCUUUGACGAAGGAUCAUGCCCACCGACAAAAUGGUGCGAUUUUGAGGUGGAUAUGUGCGACUGGGUGCAGGCUACCAGCGAUGCUUUUGAUUGGUCGUUGAAGCGGGGAGACGAGGUGCAUCCUCAGGGUGUGCCGCCCCUCACCGACAAGACCUUCGAAACCUCCACAGGUCACUUUGCCUACCUUAGCGAGUCGCCUCCCCAGAAAAUAGGUGACCAGGCCGUCAUGUACAACCCCCAUUACCCCGCCACCCCGCUAGGCGAAUGCAUGCACUUCUGGUAUCACAUGCACGGCGCGGGCGUGGGCUCACUGGCCGUGCACCAGUACAUGGGCGCGGUCGCCGACAAGAUGUGGGAGAGGACCGGGGAGCAGGACGACGUCUGGCAUCGCGCCACCGUCACGCUCUUGAGCCCUAACCCAUUUUUCCCAGCAUUUGUGGGAACCGUCGGUGACCCCAACGGCAGCGGUGACAUCGCCAUUGACGAGAUAGAUCGUAAAGACGGGGCUUGCCUGCCACCAGGCUACUGCGACUUCCAAGAAGACCUGUGCGGCUGGUACAACGAACGCACCGACGACCAGCUGGACUUUGAGCGUAGCAGCGGGGGCACUGCGAGCUACAACACCGGGCCGUCGUUUGACCACACUUACGGCAGUCAGAAUGGUUACUACAUGUUUUUGGAGACGUCCUACGCACCCAAGGGCUCGGAAGCCUGGCUGGUCAGCGAGCACUUCCCACAGUCCACCGGUGACUGCUUUACUCUCUGGUACCACAUGUUCGGAAAAGGUGUUGACAAAAUGCAGAUAGCUCAGAUGGAUCCCACGACGAAGACAAAAAUCAUCAAGGACACGGUGACCGGCGACCAGGGCGACUCCUGGCACGAGCUGCAGGUCAACAUGACUAGUCCCACGGCCAGCUACCAGAUCGUCAUCGUCGCGGUGGUCGGCAACAACUACACCAGCGAUAUCGCGGUGGACGACCUGCACUGGACCACCGACACUUGCGGAACACCAAAACUCCAGGACUGCGAUUUCGAGCUCAACCUGUGUGGUUACAGCCAGGCCACUGAUGAUGAUUUUGAUUGGACGAGAGCACAAGGUUCCACCGCAUCCGUCCAAACAGGGCCUCCGAAAGAUCACACACUGAACACAGAGCUAGGAUAUUACGUGUACAUCGAGGACAGCUACCAGACGUUCGGCGACGUGGCCCGCCUGGAAAGCCCCUUUGUGGACGCCACCCACCUCUCCUGCGUCAGCUUCUACUAUCACAUGUUCGGCUCGGACAUCCAGACGCUCAACGUCUACGUCCGUCCCCAGGGCGGGGUGUUGGCCUCUCCUCUGUGGACGCGCUCGGGGACCCGGGACGACAAGUGGUACCUGGGCCAGUUUGAGGCGGCGUACUCGUCCAAGUAUCAGAUUGUCUAUGAAGGCGUUGCCAGCUACUACUACCAAGGAGAUAUCGCCCUCGAUGACCUCAGCAUAGCGGACGGUAACUGCAAAGGAACCACUCAGUGCACGUUUGAGGAUGCCAAUCAGUGCAACUACGCACCAGAGACUGCGGACUUUAACUGGGUCGUCUUGCAUGGACCGACCCCUUCCAAGAACACGGGACCGUCGGUCGACGUAACCUACGGAACCAGCACCGGGCAAUACCUGUACGCCGAGGCGACCUCGCAAUCGGUCAAUGACAAGGCGGUCGUACUGACCCCCAACUACAGCCCGGGCAGUGGAGUGACCGACACCUGCUGGACGUUCUACUAUCACAUGUACGGGGCCGACAUGGGCCAACUGUCUGUCGGGGUGAACGGUCAGUCGUCCCUCUGGUCUGAGUCUGGUGACCUGGGCGACACGUGGUACUACGCCUUGGUCAAUGUCAAGCGCUCCACCUCCUACCAGAUGAGGUUUGAGGCGAUGGUCGGCGGCGACCUGUCGGACAUCGCCAUCGACGACAUCGAUCACUUCCCGCGGGAAUGCCAGCUGGGAGGCAAUUGUGACUUUGAGGACAACAUGUGCGAGUGGCGUCACUCUCCCGACGGUAACAUCCAGUGGCUGCGAUCGAACGGUGGCACCACCAGCUACUUCACCGGUCCCGAUGUGGACCACACCAAGGGAUCCAAGGAUGGCUACUACGUGUACCUUGAGACCAGCUCGCCGCAUAGUGCCGGAGACCACGCGGUCAUGACCAGCGGCGUCUACAAGCCCCCGACAUCGGGCACGGUCACCAAAUGCCUCAACUUCUGGUACCACAUGUUUGGAAGCCAGAUCGGAGAACUGACAAUCUACAAGCUGGAAGAUCUGGGCGGCAGCAAGACCAAGACCAUUAUGUGGAGCCUCUUCAACCAGCAGAGUGUGGACGAAAAAGACUGGAAGAAUGGAGCCAUUUCUUUCACGAGUGACAAAAAUUUCGAGAUUUAUAUCGACGGUGUUGUUGGUGCUGGUUACCAAGGGGACAUAGCUUUGGAUGACUUCGCCGUGACAGACACAGCUUGUCCAAUCCAACCGGCUGCGGCAAAGCCCGACUUAUCCUUUGACUGCAACUUUGACAAAGGACCUUGCGGCUGGAGGCAGGACGGCAACGACGAUUUUGAUUGGCUGCGCUACAUCGGCAGCACUCCGUCAACUGACACCGGUCCCGCGGCCGAUCACACCACUGGAUCAGGCUUCUACAUGUACACGGAGACGUCUUCCCCGCGCCAAUCCGGCGACGUGGCCUUACUGGUGUCGCCGGUCACCAAGGGGGACGGCAGCGAUCUGUGCUUUUCAUUCUGGUAUCUCAUGUUCGGCAGCGACAUGGGGACGCUGGAAGUAAUUUUACGUACGACAAACGAUCAAGCGAUUUGGAGAAAGAAAUAUGACCAAGGCAACCAGUGGCUACAAUCCCAUCGCAACAUCGGCGCCUCCACAGACUUCCAGGUUGUUCUCAAAGGCAUCCGCGGGACCAGUUACCAGAGCGACAUCGCUAUUGACGACGUGCAGUUGCAAACGGGAAAAUGCCCGCCCGAGAGGUACUGUGACUUUGAUUUCGACCUGUGCAGUUGGACCCAGUCGGCCGCAGACCAGAUGGACUGGAUCCGGGACAUGCCCGUCAACGUGCCCAUCAACACUCAGGCACCGAGCACGGAUCACUCAUCCGGAACCAGUCUAGGCUACUUCCUGUACGUCGACGUCGACCAAGCGAACACGGCCACGGACAAAGCGGUCCUGAGCAGCCCGUCCUACCCGGCCACCGCGACCGGCGACUGUGUCCAGUUCUGGUACUACCUGAGCGGGACCAGCGACGGAACCAUUCAGAUGGUGCAGGAGAACGUGGGGAUGGUGUGGAGCAAGACCGGGGAGCAAGGCGACUUCUGGAGGCUGGGCUACGCCACUGUCAUAUCGGCCACCACACAGAUAAAGGUUUCCCUGGAGGCCAUUCCGGGAACUUCCGGAGCCGGCAUUAUGUCCAUUGAUGACCUGGAAGUCAUGCAGAAGGCCUGCCCGGCACCAGGAAGCUGCGAUUUUGAGGACGGUCUGUGCAGCUGGGUCAACGGCAAAAACGACAAUUUUGAUUGGACGAGGACCGACGGGGAGACACCGAGUCACACCACGGGCCCGAAAUUCGACCACACCACUGGGACCGAUAAAGGAUUCUACCUGUUUAUCGAGUCGUCCUAUUACUACAAGGACGACAAAGCCAACCUGAACAGCGAGCACUUCGAUGCCACCAACAAAGCCUGCUUCCAGUUCUGGUACCACAUGCUGGGACAGGGCAUUGGCGAGCUGGUCGUGUACGUCCACGACGCCGUCGCGGACGUCGCCACAGAGGUGCUGUCCAUCAGCGGUAACCAAGGCGACGAGUGGCACACGGCCCAGGUGGACGUCUCCAGCUCGAAGGUCUUCUAUCUGAUCCUGAGCGGGGUCAUAGGUCACAACUACACCAGCGACGUGGCCAUCGACGACCUGAACUACAUCCCGGGAGAACAGUGCAUCCGCAACCAUCUGAACUGCACGUUCGAGACGGACAUCUGCAGUUACAUCCAGAUCCCGUCGCCGGACGACGAUUUUGAUUGGUCGAGGCGAUCGGGCAAGACUUCGAGUCUGAACACCGGGCCGGGCUACGACCACACCUACGGGGAUCAGAACGGUUACUACAUGUACCUGGAAACGUCGCCCUCUAGCAUCGGCACGGGCCACAAGGCCCAGUUCGCGUCGGCCGUCAACGAACCCACGUCCAACACCGGCGGCCAGAUGUGCCUGACCUGGUGGUACCACAUGUACGGCCUGUCCAUCAACCGUCUCAACGUCUACAUACGCCAGCGGGGGCAGGAUACCAGGAUCUGGACCCGCUACCAGACGCAGGGCAACCAGUGGCUCAAGGCCAUAUACACGGUCACCUCCGAGAAAUCCUGGCAGGUCAUAUGGGAAGGCAUAGCAGGCAGUUCGUACACCGGCGACAUCGCCCUGGACGACAUCUUGAUCUAUUACGGCCAAUGCCCACCAACAAGGGACUGUGAAUUUGAAACUGGUAUGUGUUCCUGGACUCAGGAUCCCAACGACGACUUUGAUUGGCUGUGGUCGAGCGGGGACCAACCCCACGGUACCCAGCCACCAAUUGACCACACAACGGAGACCGCUGCAGGAAAAUAUGCCCUGGUCACCAUGGCGAAGCCCCUGACAACGGGAGACAAGGGACGUCUGCUCAGUCCCAAGUACGAGGACACGCGGGGCGAGUGCGUGCGCUUCUGGUACCACAUGUUCGGCAAUAGCGUUGGAACGCUGCGCAUCAUGGCGCGCGACCUGCAGACCAACUUGGACGGCCCCGUAGCCUGGGACCAAAGCGGUCAUCAGGAGAACAAGUGGCGGUUUGCGCAGGCUACAGUCUCUGCCGGCCAUCCCUACAAGGUCGUCUUUGAAGCCGAGGUCGGCUCAAACGCCAACGCCGAUAUCGCCAUCGACGACGUGGACAUCGUCGACGGGAAAUGCUCUCGCCAAGGUUACUGUGACUUUGAGGACGACCUGUGCGGCUGGAGUAACGAGGACUCACUGGAUUCACUGGACUGGCUGCGAUCAAAGGGUAGCACUCCGAGCUCCUACACUGGGCCGUCUGUGGACCACACGACCAACUCUAUAUACGACAUUGACAAUGACUGGCUGCGAUCAAAGGGUAGCACUCCGAGCUCCUACACUGGGCCGUCUAAUGGCAACGACAUGGACAUUGAUGACAUUGACAAUGACAAUAACGACAUUCACAAUGACUGGCUGCGAUCAAAGGGUAGCACCCCAAGCUCCUACACUGGGCCGUCUGUGGACCACACAACCAACUCUAUAUACGGUUUCUAUGUCUUUGUGGAGAUGUCUGGUGCACCCAUCAACAGCAAAGCCUGGUUAGUCAGUGAAUACCUGAAGGCCACCCAGGGAGCGUGCCUGAUCUUCUGGUAUCACAAGAAAGGCGCUCACUCUGGUGAAUUGAAUGUGCAUUAUCUGGACGAUGCCGGCUUCACUACCCAGCAGAUGACCAUCACCGGUGACCAGGGUGACCAGUGGCUGCAGGGACAGCAUGAUAUGUCCAGCGACAACGACUUCAGGGUUGUCUUUGAGGCAGUGUGCAACGGCUGGCAGGGUGACAUUGCCCUGGACGACGUGGACAUAGAACCAGUUUCCUGCUUUGCCGGUCUACCGUCACCUUCCACCCCAGCACCAUUGAUGGAUUGCACCUUUGAGACCGAUAUCUGCGGCUAUGUUCAGAUGAAGGACGACAACUUGGAUUGGACGAGGCAUAUUGGUUCCACCGGUAGUACGUACACGGGACCGUCCCACGACCACACCACGGGCACAGGAUACUACAUCUACCUGGAGGCGUCCUUCCCGCAGACCCAAGGCGACAAAGCCCGCAUCAACACCCCGGGCCAGAACCCGACCACGGGACGCUGCCUGCAGUUCUGGUACCACAUGUACGGCCCCCACGUGGACCGGCUGAACGUCUACCUGCGCGACGACCAGCAGAAGGACCAGCUGAUGUUCACCAAGUACGGCACGCAAGGGAACCAGUGGCUCCGGGGACAGAAGGAGAUCAAGGCGGACACGCUGUGGUCGGUGGUGUUUGAGGCAGUAGUGGGAUCGUCUUAUUGGGGGGACAUAGCUAUUGACGACGUCUCUCUGGACACGAAACCCUGCGUGGACUCGAGUGUCUGCGAUUUUGAGAUUGAUCUCUGCGGCUGGGCCCACGACUCCACGGCCGACUACGAGUGGCAGCGCGACUUUGGUGGCACGCCCUCGUCAGGCACCGGUCCGACGCGCGAUCACUCCACGGGAACCAGCACUGGUUACUACGUCUACCUGGAGACGUCCCUCCCCAAGCAGCCAGGCGAUACGGCCCGCCUCCUCAGCCCGGUCUUUGACGACACGUAUGGCGAGUGUCUUCACAUGUGGUACCACAUGUACGGCAGCGACAUCGGCCAGUUUAACGUCUACGGCUUGGACACCGUCACCAACGUCAAGACGAGCGUGAUGUCUCUCUCCGGCAACCAAGGCGACGAGUGGCGUUUCACCCAACUCACUUUCAGUGCUUCCCACGACUAUCGGAUCAUCGUGGAAGGGGUCCGGGGCAAGAACUGGCAGGGCGACAUCGCCAUCGACGACAUCCUGCUGACCACGGGAGCCUGUCCUCGCGCCGGAUUCUGUGACUUUGAGCGCGAUUUGUGCGGAUGGACCAACGCCGACUCGGGCGACCAGUGGGACUGGCUCCGGACCAAAGGAGCAACACUGAGCCUGUACACGGGUCCGACCACAGACCACACCACCAACUCUGACAGCGGCUUCUACAUUUACUUUGAGACGUCCUUCUCCGGGAUGAAGAACAACGACAAGGCCGUCCUGAAGAGUCAGCACAUGCCGAUCGUCUCGACGGGUUCCUGCUUCUCACUGUGGUAUCACAUGUAUGGCAACGGUAUCGGCACCUUGACGGUUUACACCGACGACAACAAGAAUUCCCAGCAAUCCGUGUGGUCGCUGAGCGGCAACCAGGGCAACGUCUGGCAGUUCAAGCAAAUCCAGCUGCCUGCCGAUGUGGAGUACCAGGUGUUAUUGGAAGCCACAUACAAAAACAGCUGGCAAGGGGACAUAGCUCUUGACGACAUUGAUAUCGAAUCGACGCCGUGCAUCUUUGCCCCGACACUGCCGCCCACUACGCCCGGACCACCCACUCACGCACCCAGCCAGUACGAUUGCAACUUUGAGAACGACUGGUGCACGUGGCAGCACGCCACCACAGGAGAUUUCAGGUGGACGCGGAGACAAGGAUCAACGUCGUCACAGGGAACCGGGCCAGAGUUUGACCACACCACCAGCACAGCGAGCGGCUACUACGUCUACAUCGAAGCCACGGGCCAGACCACCGGCGCCAAGGCCCACAUGAUGUCCCCGGACAUGGUCUCGGCGAAUCUGGGCAAGUGCGUGCGCUUCUGGCACCACAUGUUCGGCCCCAACAUCGACUCGCUGAACGUGCUGCGGCGCGAGAACAAAGUGGACACAGUGGAGUGGACGCGCAAGGGCGACCAGGGGCCGGAGUGGAAGCAGGGUCAGGUCUUCAUCAGCGGAAACUUCGCCGUCAUAUUUGAAGGUGUGCGUGGCAACUCCUACAGGGGCGACAUUGCUCUGGACGACCUCGAGGUCUACAAUGGCGCCUGCCCUGUCAUGAUGACUUGUGAUUUUGAGCACGGCGAUUGCGGCUUCGCCCAGGACAAAACGGACGACUUUGAUUGGACGAUGGGAACCGGCGCCACGGCGACACCGGGUACGGGACCGCCGAAUGACCACACCUACCAGAGCGCCCAAGGCCACUACAUGUUCAUCGACGUGACCGGCAAGCAGUACGGCGAUGUAGCGCGCAUCCGCUCCCCGGAGUACCCGGCCACCUUCGGCACGUGCAUGAAGUUCUGGUACUACAUGGUCGGCGUGAACGUCAACGCGCUGAAAAUCUACGUGGAGGUCCAGGGGAACAAGGGCAACGUGGUCUGGGGCCGUUACUCCAACGCCUUCGCCUACUGGAUGGUCGGCGAAGUAUCUGUCCAGUCGGCCUAUCCCUACCGGAUCAUCUACGAAGGCCUCGCCGGUUCCGGUCCCCAAGGCGACAUCGCCAUCGACGACAUUGACAUGACGGGAACCCAGUGCAACCGGCCCGGCAGCUGCGACUUCGAGGACGACUACUGCCUGUACACCAACCUGGACAUCGACGACAUGGACUGGAUUCGCAACAAGGGCGACACGGCCAGCUUCAACACGGGCCCCGACGUCGACCACACCCUCGGCACCCAGUACGGGUACUACAUGUACAUCGAGACCUCUAGUCCCUCCAUAAAGGAUGAUUUUGCCUAUCUGCAAUCGGAGACGUUGCCGCGUGAGGACAUGUGUCUCAGCUUCUGGUACCACAUGAAGGGAAAUCAUAUAGGCACACUGAAUGUCUGGCAACAGACCAACAUCCUGCAUCCAGACUACUGGACAAAGCUAUGGAGCGAGACCAACGAACAGGGAUCGAGCUGGCUGCAUACUUUGGUGGACGCGCCCCAACCAUCCACCGUCUACGAGAUUGUCUUCCAAGCCAUCAAGGGCUCCAGUUACCAAGGCGACAUCGCCAUCGACGACGUCCAGAUGUACAAGGGGCUGUGCACGCCCCCCACGCAGGCCCCGCCCUGCCAGUUCACGUGCGCCAACGGCAAGUGCCUGACGGACAAGAAGCAGAUUUGCAACUUUGUCGACGAUUGCGGGGAUAACUCAGAGGAGGCUAAUUGUGGAACUUGCCAGUUUGAGAGCGGGGCCUGUGGCUGGUCCGACACCAGUAUUGGAUCCUACAAGUGGGAGAUCGGCACCGGGGCCACACCCUCCGCCAACACCGGCCCCUCCACGGACCACACCUUUAACACUGCCGCAGGUCACUACAUGUUUGUGAACGCCAACUCCGGGUCCAGCUUCAGCCAGGCCAAUCUGGAGUCGCCGAUGAUGUACGACGCUUCCUCCACCUGUCUGAUGAGGUUCUGGUAUCACAUGUACGGCCAAGACAUGGGCUCACUUCAGGUUGAUCUCAUCACUGGUGUUACGCGGACCAUGCUGGUGUACUUGGACCAAGACCAAGGGGACCAGUGGAACCUCAUGCAGUACGGCAUCGGUCGAGUCUUCAACCCCUUCACAAUCGUCUUUGAGGCCACCAGAUCUUUCACUGUCCUUGGAGAUAUCGCUUUUGACGACAUCGCCUUCAUCGGUUGCGGUUUCCCGGCUCCAAUCUCGGGUAGCUGUGGCUCGGAUCAGAUGCAGUGCGGCCGCCUGAACUGCGUGGAUCAGAAUCGCGUCUGCGACUUGACAGACGACUGCGGGGAUCUGACAGACGAGGAUGUCACGACGUGCAGUGCCUACCACACCUGCGACUUUGAGGGCACCAUCUGCGACUGGACGCAGCUGGUGAACGACGAGUUGGACUGGCAAGCCCAGCAGGGACUGACCCGGACACCCUGGACUGGACCGAGUAGAGAUCACACCACUGGACUCUCCACGGGUACCUACCUCUACCUGGAGACCACCGGCGCUUCCAAGGGCGACCGUGCCUUCCUGGCCAGCUACUACAUCCAAUCCGUCACCACCACCGACUGCAAGAUCAGGUUCUACUACCACAUGUACGGCAUCGACACGGGCUCGCUGAGCGUCUACUUCUGGGACCAGACCAACGGCCCUCUCACGUACAUCUGGGGCGUGUCGGGGGAGCAAGGCGACUUCUACGAGCGGGCCGAGAUCAUCUUGGGCCACAAUACGAAUUUCCAGGUGCUGAUUGAAGCCACCGUGGGCGGCAUGUACGGCGACAUCGCCAUCGACGACAUCUCCUUCACCACGGCCUGCAAGCAGUUCACGGGCAACUUCCCGUCCGUCCCGCCGCCCACCAAGAUCCCCGUCCAGCCCACGGUCAACCCUUGCCAGCCGUCCCAGUUUGCCUGCGCCGACUCCACCUGCAUCGACGCGCUGCUGGUCUGCGACGGAAACGACGACUGCAGUGACAAAUCGGACGAGGCCAACUGCGGCAACUGUGAUUUUGAGACGGAUCAGUGCGGUUGGGCCGGGAUCACGUCAGGCCUGUACCAAUGGGAGCGCAGACAGGCCACAGAUACAUCCAAACCUCACGCGCCCAGCACCGACCAUGGUGGAACUGGGUGGUACAUGUUCGUCGACAGCACGACCGGGACGUUUCUGACGACCGCCAUCUUGCAGAGUCCCAUGCUUGGAAGUCGUGGCUCAAAAUGUGAAAUGAACUUCUGGUACCACUUCCAAGGCGGGACCGACCCGGGUGCCCUGGUCGUCUCCGUUUACCAAAACAAUCUUCCGGACUCGACGACGGUCGUCAAAUCGGUCUCGGCCGACCAGUGGAAGGCCGGCAAGCUCAAGGUCGGCCCACGGGCCGCCAACUCCUACACGAUUCGAUUUGAGGCCUCGCCAGGUUCCAGUUUCCUGGAUCCUUCUCAGCUCACCAACAUUGCCAUCGACGACAUCACGUUUGACCUGUGUGGCACUGACUCGGAUUUGAAUUGCGACUUUGAAUCCGGCACAGUCUGUGGCUGGGGGCAGGUCGCGACGGACGACUUCGAUUGGACGGUGAAGUCCGGCAACACCGGUUCCACCAACACCGGCCCGCAGUUUGACCACACGCUGGGCACCGUCCAAGGCAGUUAUGUCUACAUUGAAGCGUCUUCUCCGAGGCAACAGGGUGACAAGGCCCGUCUGACCUCGGGCAGCAUGGCCCCCAGCACCGAGUACUGCCUGGAGUUCUGGUACCACAUGUUCGGCCCCGACAUCGACACCCUGAACAUCUGGCUCAAGACUGACACUGGGUUGGAGACGAACGUGUACCGGAAGUCUGGCACUCAGUCCAAUGUCUGGCAUCUCGCCCGUGACUAUGUGACAAGCAGCCAGACGUACGAAAUCAUCUUUGAGGCUAUUGUGGGCAAGUCCUGGGGCGGUGACAUCUCCUUGGAUGACAUCAAGCUAAGACCCGGCCAGUGUCCUGCGUCUCAUGAGUGCGAGUUUGAGCAGGACAUGUGCUCCUGGACCAAUGAUCAGACGGACAAUUUUGACUGGCAGAGAGGCGUUUACGGCGACGAGAACUCGGGAACCGGCCCCCAGACCGAUCACACCUUGGGAUCAAUUUUGGGUCACUUCAUGUACGCCAACAUCCUUGUCCCGGCGUCCGUGCCAACCAACGCCAAGGCCCGCCUUCUCAGCGGCGUCUACCAGCCCGGCAGCGACCGCUGCCUGAUUUUCUGGUACCAGAUGGUCGGCGACAACGCCGGUACGAUGACCGUCUACCGGAAGGAGGUGCAAGAUAACUACGCCAAGACGCUGUGGACCAAGAGCGGCGACCAAGGCGACCACUGGAGGGUCCAGAAAGCCACCAUUUCGUCCGUCGGCUCCAAAGAUUUCAGGGUCGUCUUUGAAGCCACCUCGGCCUCAGCUACGUCCGGUUUCAUGGCCCUUGAUGAUGUGGAUGUUGUCGACGGAGCGUGCCAGCCGGAAGGCUUCUGCGACUUUGAGAUCGACUACUGUACCUGGACAAACUACAGAGGCACAGAGGAUGAUUUUGAUUGGCUGCGUAGCGCCGGGGGCACACCAAGCUACCAGACCGGACCGUCGACUGACCACACCACGGGCACCGGGAGAGGAUUCUACGUCUAUUUGGAGACGUCCUCACCCCGUGUCAGCGGGGACAAAGCCUGGCUGGUCAGCGAGCACAUCGACGCGACGGCCGGCCGCUGCCUGUCCUUCUACUACCACAUGUACGGUGGGACGGUCAGCACUCUGAACCUGUACAGCCAGACCUCCCACGCCACGGGCAGCCCCAUGUCAGUCUGGACCAUGAACGGGAACCAGGGGAACGUCUGGCGCUACGGACAGGCCUCGUUGUUUUCCGUUGAUGAAUUCUGGGUCAUUUUUGAAGGCGUUGUCGGCCAGAGCUAUUCGGGUGACAUCGCUAUAGAUGACAUCGAACUCUCGAUGGGACCCUGCCCGGCAACCUUGCCCCCUCCCACCACCCCGGCCCCUCCCCCAGUCUAUCCUCCCAACUCCCACGACUGCGACUUCGAGAACGGAUGGUGCACGUGGACCCAGCUGUCCUCUCCUGACGAUGAGUUUGACUGGAGACGCGAGACCGGCACCACGGGCAGUGUGAUGACCGGACCGACCGCCGACCACACACUGGGAGAUGCCUCAGGCUACUACAUCUACAUCGAGGUCAGCGGGCAGACCCAAGACAACAAGGCCCGGCUGGCCUCCAACUACUUCAAGGAGACGAACAACAACACCCACUGCAUGGAGUUCUGGUAUCACAUGUACGGCGCUCACGUGGACCAGCUGACCAUCUACACCCAGACCUACCCGGACAACAAGGAGACGGCCGUCUGGCAGAAGAUGGGCUCCUUCGGGAACCAGUGGAACCAGGGCAUGAUCCACUUCCUGGAGACCACACAGUACAAGGUUAUCCUGGAAGGCACAGCCGGUCCUAGUUACCAGGGUGACAUCUCCCUGGAUGAUCUCAAGUUCCACGCAGGAGCCUGCCCGCCAGGAGAGCUCUGCGACUUUGAAAACGGCCUCUGCGGCUACGAACAGGACUCGACGGACGAUUUUGAUUGGACGCUGCACCAGGGCCACACCCCCAGCUUUGGCACCGGGCCGUCCAGCGACCACACCUAUGGAACACUCACAGGGCACUACAUGUAUGCCGAGAUGUCCAACCCUCAGCAGGUUGGGGACAUCGCACGGAUGGACAGCCCCAAGUAUUCCUCGACGCCCGGCCAGUGCUUACAGUUCUGGUACUACAACUACGGAAACAACAUCGGCACCCUGAACGUCUACAAGAAGACCUACGGCAACUACGAGAACAUCUUCUCGCGGGACUAUGACAACUGGGCCGAGUGGCACGUGGCCGAGAUCACGCUGGUGUCCAUUUCCAGUUUCCAGGUUGUCUUCGAGGCGAUCCGUGGUCAGAGCUGGCAAGGCGACAUCGCCGUGGACGACAUCCGCAUCCGCGACGGCGCCUGCCAGCCGUACGGCAACUGCAACUUUGAGUCGGGAGACAUGUGCACGUGGAAGAACGCCGAAUUCAACCAGGACGGCUUCGAUUGGGUCCGACAGAAGGGGGCCACGCUUUCUUCGCAGACGGGCCCGUCUGUUGACCACACGUUCGGAAGUCCGUACGGCACCUACGUCUACAUCGAGACCUCCUUACCCCGCCAAGAGGGUGACACCGCCAACCUUCUAUCGGGCUUCUUCCAACCCGCCGACUACUGCAUCGACUUCUGGUACCAUAUGUACGGGGACGACAUGGGCACCAUGAACAUCAACAUCUGGCCCUCGCAGAACAUCUUCACGGCCACCGGCAACUUGGAGGACCUUUGGCGCCAUGCCGUGAAGGACUUUUCGCCCGACUACCCGCAGGCCUUUGAGCUCGUGAUACAAGGCAUCGUGGGUACGUCGCACCUUGGCGACAUGGCGGUGGACGACAUUGUGAUCACCAACGGCAAGUGCCCAGCUGUGAUACCCGCGUGCUACAAGGUCUGCCAGGAUGAUUCCAGCAAGUGUGCCUCCAAAGAUCAGCUGUGCGACUUCGUCAACUACUGCAAUGACGGAACCGACGAACAAAAUUGCGGGACACAAUGCUCAUUUGAAAAUGACGAAUGCAACUGGAUCAAGUACAACUCGUCCGCGUUCACGUGGAAACGGCACAGUGGCAAGUCUCCAGCCGAUAACACGGGACCGACGUACGACCACACCACGCUCUCUGAGUCAGGUUACUACUUGUACUGCGCGGCCAGCUCCAACACGGGAACGGGCUGGGCCGUGUUCUACAGCCCGCUGCAGCACAACGCGGCCGCCAGCUGCGAGCUGCAGUUCUGGUACCACAUGCAGGGCGAGGGCAUCGGGCAGCUGUCGGUGCUGCUUCACGAGGAGACCAUCAGCCUGGAAAUCCUACGCCUCGAGGGCGACCAGGGCGGCCAGUGGAAGAAGGGCAUCGCGCCGCUGGGCCGCAUCCCUGGUACCUUUGACGUGGAUUUUGACGCCUACCGGAGCUUCGAUACGGAAGGGGACAUCGCCAUCGACGACAUCCUCCUCAGCGGCUGUCAAGUUCCUCAACCUGUGGCCGGUGAUUGUCGCGACACGGAGUUCAAAUGUGCCAGCAAGGCAUGCGUCGACAAUAGCCGGGUCUGCGACUUCAGCGACGAUUGCGGUGAUAUGUCCGAGGAAUGGGUCAAAUUCUGUGACGAACAAAAGUAUGACCGGUGCGACUUUGAAGACAACUUUUGCGACUGGAAGCGCGUUGACCACAGUGCCUUCAACUGGACCAGGGCCCAAGGAUCCACCGAGGAUGCAUGGGGAACCGGCCCACUCAGAGAUCACUCCACAAACACCUACCUAGGAAGCUUUAUCCACAUUGAUUCCAGCUCUGCCAAUUACAAAGACCGAGCACGCUUGGCGUGGCCACCACUUCAGGCCAUACAGUCUGGGGACGACUGCCAGCUUCGUCUCUGGUUCUACAUGUACGGCACAGACCUGGGAACCGUCAAGAUCAAGACGUGGACACAGACGUUCGGAGUGGAGACCACCCUGUACUCCCGCACCGGUCACUCUGGGGACUUCUGGGAGCGGGUGGACAUCAAGUUUGACUCAGACAAACCGUUCCAGGUGAUAUUGGAAGGCGUAAACGGAGAUGGUCCAUUAGGGGAUAUAGCUGUGGACGACACGUCAUUCACUCCAGACUGCAAGCGCUACACAGAUGAUUUCGAUUCCGUUCCUUGGACCCCCACCGUCAGUCCCUGCGGCGAGGGCAAAUGGCAGUGCUACUCCUCCAGUGACCAAGUCUGCAUCGACAUCACCCAGAAAUGCGACUGGGUCAUGGACUGCCCCAACGGCGAAGACGAGAAGAACUGUGGUCCGUGCGAUUUUGAAGACCGGAAAAUGUGCGGCUACACGGAUGUCAGUUCUGGACAGUAUGCCUGGCACCGACACAAACCGUACUCACAGGAGAUUCCAACUCAAGACCACACCACAGGAUCAGGCUACACCUUGAGGGCCGAGUACAGCUUUGGUCUGUUCGACACACCGGCCAUCGUGGAGAGUCCCCUUCUGGAACCCUGCAGCGUUCUCUGCACCAUGAAGUUCUGGUUUGUCUACUAUGCGCCGACCCAGACUAAGUUUAUUGUCCGUAUACUGGAUGCCGCUGAUCCGAACGACAACGCUGACCUGUGGUCCCCAACGAGCGACGGAACGGUCAAGACCUGGGAGCAGGCCACACUGACCAUCGGCCGACGCAAGACCGCCUUUAAGUUGCAAAUCCUGGCGACCGUCAACGGUUCUAGCCAGGUCUCCAUCGACGACAUCACCUUUGAGAACUGCGAUCUGAACCAGACUUGGCCGUGCGAGGUUCACUGCGGCAACAACAUCUGCAUCCCCGAGGCCCGGAUGUGCGAUUACUCGGACGAUUGCGGCAACAGAUUCGACGAAGAUAACUGCGAUGACUACGUCGAGCGUUGUGACUUUGAGAACGGCAUGUGCAACUACAACCAAUCCGACACGGAUGACAUAGACUGGGUCUGGGACCAAGGAGGCAAAGUGGGAUUCUACGAUCAUACCACCAACACACUCGACGGGAGCUUCUUGUACCUCGAAAACACGACGGACGGCAUGCGUGCUGAUCUCAACAGCAAGGUCUUCCAAAUGCCACCCCUGGAUGGUUCCUGCAUGGUGCGAUUCUGGUACAAGAUGUACGGCAAGGGCGUCAACAAACUGGAGAUCAGCACUCGCUACUCCAUCAGCAAUAUCCCAGAAUCCAUCCUGAAGCUUGAAGGCAGCCAGAUCGAUGGCUGGCAACGAGCCGAGGCCAAAAUCACCAUCGGGGCCAGGUUCCAGCUUGUGAUUGAGGCUACCACGUCCAGCACCAUUCCGCCAGGCCAGAAUAUCGCCAUCGACGACAUUUCCUUCACUAAGGCCUGCCAAGUGGAUUCCGAUCAGACCCUGCCCGUCCACGUCGUACCAACAAGUCACCCAGCCUGUGGCACGGGCCAGUUCCGGUGCGACAACGGGAAUUGUAUCGACCAAGCCCUAGUCUGCGACUUCAAGUCUGACUGUUUGGACGGCUCCGACGAAAAAACGUGCCCCUCCAAGUGCACCUUUGAGGAUGAGACUAUUUGCGGGUGGCGACAAACCGGCGAUUUUGACCUGUCCAUGCGCUCCGGCAAAACAUCCGACGACUUCAAAGGUCCCGCCAAUGACUUCACGGGAAACAGCGCUACGGCCCCCGGCGUCUACAUGUACACCACCGGUGCCGAUUCCCAGAACACUUAUAAGGGCCAACUGGAAUCACAUAACUUCCACAAGCCGGGUACCAGCUGCAGCUUCAGCCUGUACUACUACCUGUUCGGCGGCGCGUUCGGCGACAUCACCAUUACCUAUUCGGUGGCCGGCCAGCCGCUUGUGUUGGCCCGGAUGUCAGAUAACGCCGGCCCUUACAACAAGUGGGAUAACCUUGUGGCGACGGUGCCUAGCUGCACCGACACAUUCACGAUCCUGGUGGAAGUCCAAAACAAGAACGCGAUUCCCACUGCAGGAAUCGCCCUGGAUGACCUGCGAUUUAUCAACUGCGCUUACGAGGUCCCCAAGACCUGCCCGGACUUGAAGCAGUGCAAGUCAGGCCACUGCUACUCGCCGUCCGGUGAUUGCGACUUUCAGAAGGACUGCUGCGACAACACGGACGAGGCAGCAUUCACUUGCGGAGAUUACGAUAAUAAUGGACUACGCUGCAACUUUGACCAGGGCCCCUGCAAAUGGACUCAAGUGACGGGAGCGACUACGUUCGAAUGGAAGUCUACCAAGGGCGCAAUCCCAUCCAGUAGAACUGGCCCAACUGGGGAUCACACCACUGGGUCGGGUUCCUACAUGUACGCCGCCUCAGCCUCUGGCAACUACGGCAAGACGGCAAACCUAGUCAGCGGCAAAUACGUCAUACCAGCUGAUAAGACUUGCACGAUCCGGUUCUUCUACUACAUGUUCGGCAACGACGUUCAAGACCUCAAGGUAUUGAAACGUGAAUACAAGGACAGCAACUUCCAAGCGGCCGUCGUGUGGUCUGCUUCGGGCAGCCAGGAGAACAAGUGGCUGCGAGCGGAAAAAGUUGUGAAUGGAGGCACCAGAGUCUUCCAGAUCAGCUUCCAAGCCAGCAUAGCCAACAAUCCCGAUGGCAACAGCCUUAACGGCAACAUUGCCGUCGACGAUGUUAGUUUUACCCUCGGCUGCUCGCCCUCCAACGACAAUCUGAUAACGGCCCCGGUCACCGGCACUCCGCCGGUAACCUGCACCGACCAGCAGUUCAAGUGCACAGCGGACGACCUGUGCAUUCCUGCAACGGACGAGUGCGACGGUCGGGAUCAGUGCACAGACGGGGAGGACGAAAUGGGCUGCCCCAACAUCACUACGACGGAAGGCCCCGAGAAUACUGCCGUUCCGCAGGGCGAGGUAUCAAAUGCUGCAAUCAUUGCCAUCAGCGUUGUCGGUGGCGUCCUUGUCAUCGUCCUCCUGGUUAUCAUCGGCUAUCUGUACAACAAACGAUUCCAGCAGACCAAACGUUUUGGCGGACUGAACACUGAGACAGGAUUAGAGAACCCAGCAUACGGGGCGGACAGCUUUGGCGAAACAGCUCUCACAGACUUUUCGGCCAGCGGUUAUGAUCCGGGCAUGUUUUCUGGGGAGGGGCCGUCAAAAAAGAGAGGAAAGAAGGAGGGCAAGAUUAGUUCCCUCGACAACCCCGUGUACGAAGCAUCCCCCGCCGUGUUGCCACUCGACGAAAAUGAUUGCUAAAUGAUUCCUCGAUUCAACUCCAGUUCAAUUUUUUUUGUACAACUGCACCAAAGAACAUGUAUAAACUGAAGCAGACGAUAUGGUUAGAAUAAGAUGAAAUUUUCAAAACAAAAUCAGUUGUUUUUCAAGUAAGUUAAGAAUUACAAUAAUUGUAUUGUGUCUUUGAAAAAAAAUAACAAUUUGUCCAUUUGCGUGCUUGACAACUUGAGAGUUUGGCACUUCCAUCAAAAAAAAUUUAAAAGUUUUGCAGAUGUGUAAUGUUCCUCUUUCUUUAUUGAAAUAUCAACCAUGGAUUAUUUUGUCAUUUUUAUGCAUUUGUUACUUUCUCGUGAAUGAUUUAACACUUGUAAACUGUUACAUAAAAAGCUAAAAAAAAAAAAACUUUUAAGUUAACUUUCUUCUUUUGUUUAUACUUAGUAGAAGAUAUAUAUUCAGAAAUUGCUGAUUAAGCAAUUACAUUGUUGAAAUAGAAUUACUAAAGCUUUUCUUGUGACAUUAUGCUAAGAAAUUUCAAAUUGAACACAAAAAUACCAUCUACGCUUAAAACACUUUUAAAACGUUGGCAGCAACUGUAAGUUUUUGGUUAAAUUCCAAAUAUGCUUACUUUAAAACUGCUUAUUAUUUACACUUAUAUAGCUUCGAGGCUGCAUUCUGCAUACAUUAAAAAGAUCAAAUUAACACCUUAAAUGAUUUUGCAAUAAAGUAUUUUACGCGAAACUUUGAGUUUGUUUUGAAGAGUGUUAUUAUACAAUUCAAUGCUAUCUUAAAAUGUUCAUAUUUGUAACUUUAAAAGAAUUGUGUUUCUGUAUCUUAAAAGUCUUCAGUACAACCGGCUGAAAUAAUUGUCAGUAUUAUUUUGUAUUAAUUAAAACUUAAUCUAAGCUUUGUACAUGCAGUAUAUUGUAUUUUAUCGUGUGAAGAAAAAUGCAAGAAAUUUUAUAUCAAUUUUGGUGUAUUUAAGAA
This is a messenger RNA of Patiria miniata (bat star), 27124 nucleotides long. Its product is annotated as MAM and LDL-receptor class A domain-containing protein 1-like. The record is from RefSeq and is a predicted model, not a curated record. Gene Ontology annotation, molecular function: protein binding. NCBI's taxonomy places the organism in Eukaryota, Metazoa, Echinodermata, Asteroidea, Valvatida, Asterinidae. Gene Ontology annotation, cellular component: membrane. The transcript has 164 exons. The coding region runs from base 86 to 26161 and encodes 8691 amino acids.